Molecule: messenger RNA, 1567 nt
Organism: Apis laboriosa (Himalayan honeybee)
Lineage: Eukaryota; Metazoa; Arthropoda; Insecta; Hymenoptera; Apidae
Exons: 2
Coding region: 879-1277 (132 amino acids)
Source: RefSeq, a predicted model, not a curated record
AAAUUAACGAGGAAAAGAUCCUGAUCAAGGAUCCUACGAUCCUAUAAUUUCUCUCGUCUAAAUUCGAACGAAAUACAAACGAGUAAGAGGAAAUGGAUGAAGAGACGCAUAUAAAUCGGCGAAAAUGGUAGAGACGGACGGUAGCACAGGAUCCUGACGAGAAGAACCAGGUGCUGGCGCGGGGCGCGUGUCCAGAUUGGGGUAGGGGGCAGGUGGGCCCCCUGCAUUGUCAAUCUCUGCCUUUCUGUACCUCGUGGCUGCUUGCCUGGCUGCAUGUGUGAUCGUGUUUCCCGUGUCCCGACGAAGGGUUCCCCCGUGGACAAGGAGGAGCGCAGUUGUGUAAGUGUCACCCAUACGGCCAAACAGCCACGGGGCUUCGGAGGGUGCAGCCAACACAUAAUGAGGUUGUAUGCGGCAGAAGAGGGGUGCUCGGGAUGGCGAUGGGGAUGCCGUACCUUCGCUCACCUAGUCGAACGAGUGUACUCUCGCUCUAUUGUACGCGGAAAAGGCAGGUGAUGAGAACGGUCGCCACCACGCGACUCUGUUGUGCGCCGCGGUUCUCAUCGCGGGGAUCCUCGUGAUUCACGGAGUUAUAAAGUGCCGAUGAAAAUCGAAUACGAUUUUUAAAUAUUUUUCUAGAUUCGUUUUAUUAUUCUAAUUUAGACUAUUCUGAUCUAGACCUUACUCGAUUUCGAAGAAUUUUUAGAAAGAGGGAAGCGAAUUUUCAAUCGAUCGUCGUUAUUAAAUAUCUUCGAAGAAAACAAGAGAAGAGAAUAAAUUUGAUACUCAGUGAAUUUUGUAUACGAGAGAAGGGAAGAUACGAAGCGUUUAUAAUUAUGAACGAGGAAGAAGAAGAAGAAGAAAAUAAAAUUUGAGAAAUGGAAUCAUCAAAUCGGGGUGAGGAGAGGGAAUUGAGAACCCUUGCGAUCUCGCAGUAUAUCCCGGUAUUGCACCAUUGCACCACGGACUGCAGCGCGCAAAACACUUCUCCCCACUCGGUAUCGAUGGCCGUGCAGAGAGCACGUGCCAUCAGCUGUCUCCGCUGGACCACAGCUGAAGCGGAGGAGGCGCGCGAGCACAAUGAAACCGCAUGCAACGGUUCCGGUUCUUUCGGGAAUCAAGAUCGCAGACGAGUGAGGAUUCGUUUGUCCAGCGAAGAAAAACAAAAGAUGGCCGCUUCCUGCGGUCAAGUACAGCCGCCCUCGAGCACUUUGCUAAUAAGCGUUCGCCGAAAGCGACGCAGACCGAGGCCAAGGAUCGUGUUACAUCUCCGUUGAAAUGUUCAAGAGUGGCACUCUCGCCUUUUUAAACAACCUUGUUUCUUCCUCUCUGCGUUUCCAUGAGAUUCCUUCGGGCUGCACGUGUCAUGCCGUCCGCGUUUCCCUCUCGAGCCUAAUUUUCCUCGUACAAGUGCACCAAAUAAAUCCUCGCCUGUUGAUCCUUGAAAAUUAAUCUUCCAAAAAAAAAAAAAGUCUUUUUUCUCCUUAAAUCUUUUUUCUCCUUUUUUUACUGUAUCGUUGAGAUUUAAUUUUAUCAACGAAAGACGAAUUAUUGCUUGCGUCUUCAA